AUGAUCAAGAAAUACAACCAUAAUGGCCAAAGUACUUUCCACUUAUUAAUCAAGUUGGUACCAACACUAGAACAACGACUUUUGCCAGGCUGUAUAAUUCCAGUAUCCAAGAGAUUUAGACAAGCUACUCCUAAAUCUCAAUUCAGUAGUUUUGCAGAACAGCGAGAUAUGCAUUCUGUGAUGGAGAACAUCAUGUCGAGGCAAGAGAGUUUAGAAGAUAAGGUCGAUAACAAGUUUACAAAGAUGUUCCAAGAGCUUUGUGAACUCAAAGCCGCUAUGGUGACUGCCCAGGCUCUCAACUCGAGCGCACAAGUCUUGAUGCACGAACAGCUCUCCCAGCUGCAACUGAUGAGCUUCAUCAACAACCUCAGCUUAGAUGUUACUCUGGAUCCAACGAAGAGUCUCCAGAUAUAUUUCUUCGCUCGCAAACGACAACACACGCGUCAAGCAGAGGGCUCAGCUUUCUGGUUGGCUCCCAAAAUGCAGAAUUGGAAUUCAAGCAUAGAAUCCUCACUUUUGAUGGUAAAAGGAAGCCACAGACUGCGGAAUGACAUGAAGAAGUUUUCUGCAGACGCCAUACAGCUGCUUCGAGAGUCCAGCAUGCCUGUAAUAUGGGCGCUGAAAACAAUACCAAUGGGCAACACAACCACAAUAUUACCAAAAGUCUCAUACUCCAAGCCAUAA
Molecule: messenger RNA, 684 nt
Organism: Botrytis porri
Lineage: Eukaryota; Fungi; Ascomycota; Leotiomycetes; Helotiales; Sclerotiniaceae
Exons: 1
Coding region: 1-684 (227 amino acids)
Source: RefSeq, a predicted model, not a curated record